Molecule: messenger RNA, 1032 nt
Organism: Penicillium olsonii
Lineage: Eukaryota; Fungi; Ascomycota; Eurotiomycetes; Eurotiales; Aspergillaceae
Source: the annotation of a GenBank genome assembly
AUGGAUUCCCCAAUAGAGCUAACUGUUCAUCAUCAUGGCGCUCCGCAUAUCAUUCAAGUCUCUUCUUCAGCGACCUUACAAGACCUCUCUUCCCAAAUCGCAAGCGUCCUGAACAUCCCAAUCGAGAAUCAAAAGCUUCUCAUAGCCCCGAAACCAGGCAUGCAAAAAGCGCCAUUCCCGCCGACACGCCUCGACACAAUCCUCCAAACCACCUCUCCCAAAUUCAAGAUCACACUUCUUGGAGCCCCCGCCAAAGCAAUCGCAGACCUUCACGAACAAGCUGCCAGUGAAAAACAGCGCCAGGAAUCGCGGGCGUCUGCUAUGGCAGCUGCAAGACGCAACAAGCAAACACCCUCAAGCCGCAGUGGUGGCGUCCAUACGAUUUCCUCGUCAAGCAACAACUACACAUUCCACCGUCUCCUUCCACUCUCAUAUCUCCCCAACCCAGACCGCUCCCUGGACUUCCUCAAGCGUCUUCGCGAUGACCCAGGCAUUCGCGCUGCAAUGGCAAAGCAUAAGUUCUCCGUUCCGCUUCUUACGGAAAUGAACCCGGCCGAACACACGACUAGCGAAUCACGGACGCUAGGUCUGAACCGGAAUAAAGGCGAAGUCAUCGAGUUGCGGCUGCGGACAGAUGCCUAUGAUGGGUAUCGUGAUUAUCGAACUAUAAGAAAGACGCUGUGUCACGAGCUCGCACAUUGCGUUUUUGGACCUCAUGACCGUGACUUCUGGGACUUGACAUCCCAAAUAGAGAAGGAGGUUGAGCGUGCGGACUGGAAGUCUGGCGGAAACCAGUUGUCCAGUCAGGAAUUUUACAACCCUGGUGAUUGGGACAGUUUACAAGAUGGAGAGGAGUUUAUGGAUGAGUGUGGAUGGACAGGCGGCGAGUUUGUCCUAGGUGGAUUGCAGGGUGAUUCGGCAUCGCCGCAGUCCGGUGGUGGGACGCUUUCUCGUAGAGAGAUCAUGGCGCGUGCUGCGGAGGAGAGAAUGAAAAGGGAGAGCCAAGCGAGGAAGCAGGAUGAUGCUACGUGA